Messenger RNA from Carassius carassius (crucian carp), 4766 nucleotides. RefSeq names its product leukocyte receptor cluster member 8 homolog. NCBI's taxonomy places the organism in Eukaryota, Metazoa, Chordata, Actinopteri, Cypriniformes, Cyprinidae. Bases 205 to 2727 code for a protein of 840 amino acids. The transcript has 16 exons. The record is from RefSeq and is a predicted model, not a curated record. Gene Ontology annotation, cellular component: nucleus.
GAAGGCGGCAGAACUUCCGGUGUCAUCGUCAUCAGCCAUUUUGUUAGAGGUGUUGACAUUCAACCGCUGAGCUCGACGAACUAACGUUAGUUGAUAUGGGCCCCUCCGGUAUAAUCCUAAUGUAAAACGGAAUUUGGUUUAAGGUAGUUUUUUCGGACGCGCUAACAAGUAAGGUUAGCUAAUACGUUUUCUAGCUCUGUCGAAAUGGCGGUGAACGCGGCACAGCAAGCCCCGAAACCAAACUGGCCGUAUGGUGGUAAUUCAAGCGCAGAUGGGCAAGUCCACGAGAACCCAGAAUGGGAAAAAGCCCGACAGGCUCUAGCCUCCAUUAGUAAAAGUCAGAACUCUACCAAGACUUCACCAGCUAAUAGCAACCCACAACAGACCGGAACUUAUCAGGCAACAGACUCUUCUGCAAUGCAGCAACAACAGCAGCAGCAGCAGCAAUACUAUCAACAGUGGUAUCAACAGAAUCAACAACAGUAUGCUGGUUACACGUAUCCAUAUAACUACUACUACCCCAUGCCUCCGUAUGGAGGACCAUAUCCUCCGGGACAGUAUGGUGUUCAAGGGGGCUACCAGACACCAACUACACCCACUGGACAGGCCCCUGCCAUGUCUAUGAUGGAAGAUCAGUCAUCCAGCUAUUCCUCCCAACCCCCUCCUCCUGCAACCCCUCAACCACCCCCUCAGAGUCCUACAUCCACUGACCAGCCCCCACCCCCUCCUCCACCCCCUAUACCUCCCCCACCCAAUACCCAGUACCCCCCUUCAUCACCCCAAACCCCUUACAGCCCAAAUGGUACCCUGCCUUACAGCCCCACUGAUUCAAACCCUAUGAUGCUGGGCUACAAUUCAGGACAGAUUCGGCCAGGGUACCAGGGUUACCAAGCUCCAGCAUAUCAGCCCCCUCAGCAGCAGGCUCCAGGACAGGGCCCGUAUGGAGGCCCAGGCAGGGUGGAUGCUAAGAAACCCAACAAUAGCAAUAUGAACAAAGGUGACCAGCAGAUGUGGCAACGCAUGAAACAGGCUCCUGGAACUGGUGCUGUAAAAUUUAAUAUACCAAAACGCCCAUAUGUCAUGGCCAAUCAAAACUUUACUUCAGGUGAUCAGGCCCCUGGAUUGGCUUCCCCCAUUGCAACAAACCCGUCACCUGGGUUUGUUGCUGGAACUUCUGUCACUUCCACAGGAAGUGCCCAAACUCGGCCUCAGGACUGGCCACAGGCCAUGAAAGAGUAUGUACAGCGCUGCUUCACAGCCUGUGAAUCUGAAGAGGAUAAGGAUCGUACGGAAAAAGUGUUAAAAGAUCUUCUGCAGUCCAGACUACAGGAUGGCUCCGCUUACACCAUUGACUGGACAAGAGAACCACUGCCAGAUUUGAAGCCAAAGCAGUCUCGCUGGGAAGCGGUUCCUCAGCGUUCUCAGGAGAAUGCUGUUGGGAGAGGUGGAGCCAUCCGUGGCAGGGGCGGGGCCAGGCUGGGUAACUACAGAAAUGUAUUUUCUCAAAGAAGCCCCUCUUCAAGCUCCUCACGCUCCUCAUCACGAUCCCCGUCACCUCACAGCCGACAUAGGGACCGGAGUAGACAUCAUCGCAGUGACUCUGGCUCUCAGUCAGACAGCAGCAUGUCAAGUGAUCUUCGACUUUCACUGUCCCGGCGGCAACAAAAGGCUGGCCGAGGCCGGGGGGCAGAAAGGGGGCGAGGUAGAGGUGCUGUGGGAGAAAGAGGUAGAGGAAGAGGCAAAGCAAACAGAGGGCGGAGGAAUAUGGAAGACCUAUCCAGUGGUCUUGGUAAAAAGCGGAAAGGUGGUAAUGCAGGGCUUGACUUUCAUGACCCAAACCGUGAAGCGAAGAAGCAGAGCCGUGCAGCCCGUUUCCACACUAAGCUACGCACUGAACCCCUAGUGUUAAACAUCAAUGUUUUUGACCUCCCCAAUGGCACCCAAGAGGGACUGAGUUGGGAUGAUUGCCCCAUAGUCGGCACCUGCCAGGACAUCACCAAAAACUACCUUCGACUGACCUGUGCCCCUGACCCUGCAACCGUCAGACCCGUGUCUGUGUUGCGAAAGUCUCUGAUUGCGGUUAAAACUCAUUGGAAAUCCAAUCAGGAUUACUUGUAUGCAUGUGAACAAAUGAAGUCAAUACGACAGGAUCUCACUGUUCAAGGUGUACGUACAGACUUCACUGUGGAGGUGUAUGAGACACACGCUCGCAUUGCUCUGGAAAAGGGUGACCACGAGGAGUUUAACCAGUGCCAGACCCAGCUGAAGGCGCUGUAUAAAGACUGCCCGUCGGACAACGUGGGAGAAUUCACUUCCUACAGACUUAUCUACUAUAUCUUUACUAAGAAUUCUGGAGACCUGACGACCGAGCUUGUGUACCUGACCCCUGAGCUCCGUGCUGAUCCGUGUGUAGCUCAUGCUCUUGAACUCCGUACUGCCUGGGCACUUGGAAACUUCCACCGGUUCUUCAGACUCUAUAAGAAUGCUCCACGUAUGGCUGCUUACCUUAUUGAUAAGUUUGUGGAGCGAGAAAGAAAUAUUGCGCUGAGGUCCAUUCUUAAAACGUUCAGGCCCUCUGUGCCAGUGGAGUAUGUGCAGUCCAGCUUGGCCUUCCCAGAUUUAGACUCAUGUGUAGCAUUUUUAACAGGGCUUGGGGUUACAUUCACCCCCUCUGACCCAAGCAAAAUAGACUGUAAAGUCAGCUCAGCCAGUCUUUCAACCUCAUAGUAUGGGGAAAGGGUGGGAAGUGACCAGAAAAUUUUUAUUUAUUAGAGGUUAAAAAGCCUGACUGUAGAUGAGGGCCCUGAUAUCUGCAUAAUAGACAGACACACUCAGAGUUUAGUGCCGAUCAUAUUUAUGAAAGAUAAGGAAGAGUGAUGGACUUUCUGACAGAUGACACAUCCACACACAGGGACUUAGGUUCUAUAUUCAAGACCCAGUAUAGCCUAUCACACAGCCCAUUUAGUGAAGUAUCAGGCAAUCAGUUUACUUGAACACUAUCCCUUACACCAAUAGAGAAAAGGCAAAGAUAGGGUCAGCAGGUCACGUCAGGUCCCACAGCCCAGAGCUAAAAAAACAAACAUCUAAGCUAACAGUGUUGUGUUCUCAUGUUUCUCUUCUCUCAAGCAAACAGCCGCAAAGCUCAAGACCUGAAACAUCAUGGUUAAUCCAGAAUAUAUUGUGAGCCAGUUUCCACCGACAGCGUACCAGCUCAUCAAGCCUGUGUGAAGGCUUCUUCUGCAAGGUUUUGAUCAUUUAAGGGACUUUAAAGCCAAGUGAGCUACAGUGUAAUUCUUUAGGCAAGAAGAGGAUGGUUUGUAUUCCCAAUCUUUCUCUUUCCCUGAGAUGUCUUCAGUGAGUCACUAGUGGAGGUGUUCGGUUAGAUCUCCGGACCCCCUUCAUCUCUAAGAUCCUAAUGCUGAGCAUGUAAUUGGACUGAUCCAUAACAAGACAACCAUUUUAAGAAAUGCAGAUUAAGCCCUGUUUUACAUCAUAAGUUCCGCCCCCUUCCCACACAGUAUCUCCUCCCUCACCUGCACAUCAUCAACAGUCAAGAAGCUGGCCUUCAUUAAUCAUAGAUACCCUCCUAAUCGUUCCUUGACACCCAGGAAGCACAGCUCAGUGACUCAACCUUCUCUUUAACUUAUGCCCCAGCUGUGAUCUGAAUAGGGCCAGCCAUUUUAAAAGUCAUCAAAGUCCACUUAGGGCAUUCAUUCACCACAAGGUUUGAUCACCUGCCUCUGAAGAAUGAAGUCCCCUACAAAGCAUCACCCAGCAUAAAAGUUUUGUGCACUUAACAUGCAGUCACCCGUCAAAGGAAAAGUCAUUCAAGAAUGAAAAGCAAGCUCAGUUUUUCUUCACAGCAAGUUGGAGGCUGUCUCCUGUCUUCUCUCCAGAUGGUGAUCUUUACUAGUUACCUCACUGCUGCAAGGGCAUCCACUGUCUGGCUGGGUUUUGGAAACACACGGGUUAGUAUGGCUCCUUAAGCUUUGGCCACGUCUACUGGUAAUGGCUGGUAAGAAGGACUUGAUGCUUUUAAAAGCAUAUUGGAUCUUCAUUUAGCUUGAGUUGAGGUGUUACCACUGUUGAACAACAUGCUUGGCUUGGUAUCUGUUAACUCCUUCUGGCAGGUUGUGAAUUUGUCAUUUCUCAUUUUAAAAUGGGCCUAAUACUGAACCCUGUUGUACCCCUUAUCUGCAAGAUUGACACCAAAAGAUCCAUACAAAAAUCUAAAAGAUCUGCUAAUUUUACAUGGAUAUUACUGUGAUAAAGUAGUAAAUCUCAGAGAUUGAUAUGGUAUCAUGGUCUUAAUCUAGCCAAUGAUUAAAGCAUGAACACAUUGUAGUAAAGUUAUACCAAUUCAAAGUAUUACAAAGUUAAUCUAAUCUGCCUUGAUUUCUAAUGGACUGCUUUAAAAUUAGAGUUGACACUCAUCAAUUACAUUGUAAAUGAACGAGGAGCAUGUGCAGCAGCAUUUGCAGCUGACAUGAUCAGGUUUAUUUAUUAUUAAGAUUUACCAUGGAUAAGGCUUGGAUCUGAAAUAUGUGUGCUUUAGCUAGAUGUGCUCAUGGCCACUGUAAGCAGAAAGCAUCCCUUACACCUCAUUGGUGAAAUUUGUAAAUAUGUGCUCAUGUAAAUAAUAUGCAAAGUGGAAUUUAUUUCUUUUUCCUUAUAGUUGCUUUGAUUUUCAUAAUUAUUUUUGUUUGUUUGUACAAUGGUAAGUGUAAUUUUCAGCUAUACGUAUAUUUUGCUGGCAGUUUUAAAAU